AUGUUGACUUUUUCUGAAGUUUCUGAACACAACACUAAAGAUAGUUGUUGGGUUAUACUUUAUGGAAAGGUGUACGAUGUUACAGGCAUCCUGGACAGUCAUCCUGGCGGAACACAAGCAAUCAUCCGUUGGGGAGGACGGGAUGCCACCGAGGAGUUCGACAUGAUCCAUCCUUCUGAGACCUUGGAAGAAAUUGAGGGCUCAUAUCUUGGCACGGUCGAGCCACAAGAACAGCCAAUUGCCGAUUCUACGCCCAAAGAGAUCACCCAAGCGCCAUUAAGCACGCUGCUGAACCUAGACGAGAUGGAAGUUGCAGCCACAAAAGUCAUCAGCAAAAAGGCAUGGGGGUACUACUUUUCCGCUGCCGACGACAAGAUAUCAAAGUAUUUCAACACGCAAGUUUAUCGCUCAAUUCUGUUCCGACCACGGGUAUUUGUUGACUGCCGCACCUGCGAACUGGAAACCGAGCUCCUAGGCCACAAAGUCGGCUUACCGAUCUUCGUCAGCCCAACUGCAAUGGCGCGUCUAGGACACCCUGCAGGAGAAAACGGGAUUGCCGAAGGUUGUCGCUCUUUCGGGUGUCUUCAAAUCAUCGCAAACAACUCUUCGCUGUCUCCGGAGGAGAUCGUCGCGAACGCACCCUCAACACAGAUAUUCGGAUGGCAGCUUUAUGUUCAGCUGAACAGACAACUGAGCGAAAGUAUGUUGGCCCGUGUUAAUCGAUUGGAUCGCGUCAAAUUCAUUGUAUUGACACUCGACGCACCGGUAUCGGGUAAGCGGGAAGACGAUGAACGGAUCAAUAUCCAAGCCAACACAGCGGCAAGUGUCAGCAACCAGCUCUUUGCUGGGACGGAUCCGUCGCUCACAUGGGUAGAUACUCUUCGGUGGUUAUCGCAGCAUACCACCAAGCCCAUUGUACUGAAGGGGAUUCAGACACACGAGGACGCCAUUCUAGCGGCUCAGUAUGCACCUUUGGUGAAGGGGGUUGUGUUAUCGAACCAUGGUGGGAGAUCACUUGAUACAGCGCCCCCUGCUGUGCAUACUCUGCUUGAACUUCAAAAAUACUGCCCGGAUGUGUAUGAUAAGGUUGAAGUGUGGGUGGAUGGCGGGAUUCGUCGCGGUACAGAUGCCGUCAAAGCACUUUGCCUUGGGGCCAAGGCUGUUGGAAUAGGAAGACCGGCUCUUUGGGGUCUCGCUGCCGGUGGGGUGGAGGGGGUCGAGAGGACAUUGCAAAUUCUCUCGGAUGAGAUGAAAACAUGCAUGCGCCUCCUUGGUGCGAAAACAGUGGGGGAUCUUGGCCCUCAGCACGUCAACACGGCUAUACUGCAGCAGCAAAUAUAUGGAGGACCUUCGCAUCUAGUAGAUGAAACUUGGGGUUUCAUGAAAGGAAAACUUUGA
Penicillium hordei is the source of this 1398-nucleotide messenger RNA. RefSeq names its product FMN-dependent alpha-hydroxy acid dehydrogenase. NCBI's taxonomy places the organism in Eukaryota, Fungi, Ascomycota, Eurotiomycetes, Eurotiales, Aspergillaceae. Gene Ontology annotation, molecular function: oxidoreductase activity. The record is from RefSeq and is a predicted model, not a curated record. The transcript has 5 exons. Bases 1 to 1398 code for a protein of 465 amino acids.